UUCUUAAGAGAAACUGACACACACACACAUACACACACACACACACACACACACCCUCUGGCUGCGUGUGUGAGGUGCCACAUCGAAAAGGAAUAUAAACCGCGGAAAAUGCGCAUCAUGCUGCUGAUCCUGCUGCAGUUGUUGGUCCUUGCUUCGUGUGCUCCUCGACGGUGUGACCCAGGCUUUCGGGGACAGUGCAAGCCAACAGUGGAAGAAAAACCCAAAUGCACAGAUGUGUUGCUAUCCUACUGCGACGACAUGGCCUACACUCAGACCAUGUUCCCAAACAUCCUCGGCCACAAGACCCGCGAAGACGCCGAGGCUGGCGCCGAGUACCUCCUCAUGAGCGUGGCUGAGACUCUGCUCGGGGGAGAGUGCAACCCUGAAAUCCGCAUGCUGGGCUGCUCUGUGUUGGCUCCACGCUGCGAGAAGGAGAAGGUGCUGAAGCCCUGUCGCGCCACCUGUGAGGCGGUGCGUAAAAGAUGCAGCCACGCUUUCGAGGCGAUAGAGAUGGCUUGGCCCUACUUCCUGGACUGUGAUCGCUUCUUUGUCAGUGACCAAGAGGGAUGUUAUGACCCCCUGGAGGGCCUCAGAGCAGAGCAGGAUGUAGAAGCCAUUGACAGCAUGGAAAUCCUUGCUCCUGAGGAGCCCGCUACCACGAUACAGUUCACCUACCACUCCAACGCCCAGAUGAUCAGUAUCUUGAAGAAAACUGAGGAACGAUGCACCGACAUAGCGAGAACCUACAGCAUCGGCCGCAGUAUGGAGGGCAGGGAGAUGCUCGUGAUCGAGUUCUCAAACAACCCCGGCGAACAUGAACUGCUUGAGCCAGAGAUAAAGUACAUCGGCAACAUGCAUGGAAAUGAAGUCCUGGGCCGCCAGCUGCUGAUCUACUUGGCUCAGUACCUGUGCUCAGAGUAUCUGCUGGGGAACGAGCGCAUCCAGACCCUCAUCAACACCACCCGCAUCCACAUUCUGCCCUCCAUGAACCCUGACGGAUACGAGGUGGCUGUUUCUGGAGUCCAGGACAAUAACUACGGUGAUGAGGACGAGGGUCAAAGACGUGAUUCUUGGAACAUCGGCAGAAACAAUGCUCAGAACAUCGACCUGAACAGAAACUUCCCAGAUUUGACGUCCAUUGUUUACAACCGACGCAGACAAAAGGGCUACCGCACCGACCACAUCCCAAUCCCAGACUAUUACUGGUUUGGUAAGGUUGCACCAGAGACUUACGCUGUCAUGAAAUGGAUUCGCUCUGUGCCGUUUGUGCUCUCCGCUAACUUCCAUGGCGGAGACCUGGUGGUGUCCUACCCCUACGACCUGUCCAAACACCCGCUGGAGCGUAACAUGUUCUCCCCAACACCGGACGAUCAGGUUUUCAAGCUUCUUGCAAGAACAUACGCAAAUUCCCACGAAUCAAUGACCAAUGAAAAUGCCCAGUGUGGAUCAUCUCGUACUAACAGUCAAAAGGGAAUCAUUAAUGGCGCACAGUGGUCCAGCUUAGCAGGCAGCAUGCAAGACUUCAACUAUCUUCACACCAACUGUUUUGAGGUGACUGUGGAGCUGGGUUGUGAGAAAUUCCCACCUGAAGAGGAAUUGUUUAUCGGCUGGCAUGAAAACCAUGAGGCUUUAAUCACAUUUAUGGAAGCAGCCCAUCGAGGCAUCAAAGGCAUUGUAAAAGACGAGGAGGGAAAUGCAAUGAAAGGUGUGCGGAUAUCAGUCAGAGGAAUACGGCAUGACAUUACCACAGCUGAAAACGGAGAAUACUGGCGCCUCCUCACCCCUGGCAUCCACAUCGUGACCGCCUCGGCCCCAGGCUACACCAGAGCUAUGAAGAAAGUCCACCUGCCUCCUCACAUGCACACAGCAGGCCGAGUGGACUUUGUGCUGCAGAAAGCUUCUCUAGAGCCUGACAUGCAAGAAGAGGAUGACACUAUCCCGUCUAUGGGCACCUAUGACCGCUUUGACCCUUACAAUCAGUACGAGCGCUACACCCUGAUGGCUGAUUUGAGCCAGAACCGCGAGGAGAGAGCAGAGAAGCCCUGGUGGUGGAACUACUUUGUCCUGCCGGGAGGACCUGCGCCAACCUGGCUGCUCAAACACUAUUAGAGCUUUUAAUGGGAGAAGUGGAAGAAUAGUAUCUCUUUCUACAGUAUACACACAAACCGAGCUAUCAUGUAGUGAAUGUGCUGCUUUUUAUUGGCGCAGAAAAGUGCUGGCCUUCAUGUUAGCUGUCAUGCUUGUAUCUAUAUGUGCCCUGUUUGGUCCCAAGCCCAAACCUGAAAUUAUAAUGUAAACACCUUACAAGCCUGACACUAACAUAACUUCAAUUAAUGGCCAUGAUGAAAUAAACGUUUGUUAAAGACUUUUCUAGAAAUUUUACAGCAGAAAUAAAGAGCUUUUAUGUCAAUAAAAUUAUUGUGGUAUAUAGUCCAUAGCUGCACUGAAGCUCGCAAGGCAAGUUUAUUUGUACAGCAACCUUCAAACAUGUAUCAGAACAACAUUUAAAAGACACAAUUCAAAGGAAACUAAACAUGUUGAAAAAGAGUACUUUUAUUCCGAAUGACCCACUUGCAAUCUUGGUUCAAUUAUUAGAUCUUUAGUAGGUAAUGAAACCAGGUGGCCACUGGGGGGCAGGCUGAAUCAACUUCUGGCCCAAGUUACUGCAAACCAUGGAGUCUGGUUAUUCUUCCACACAGUGUACAGAUUGUAAAAUUAGCAGAAAUAGUGCUGUACAGGUGUGUGAGUCAGAGUUUUGUAGGAUUAAAAAGCUCUCCUGGU
This is a messenger RNA of Siniperca chuatsi (mandarin fish), 2781 nucleotides long. Its product is annotated as carboxypeptidase Z-like. The transcript is spliced from 11 exons. The coding region runs from base 109 to 2109 and encodes 666 amino acids. NCBI's taxonomy places the organism in Eukaryota, Metazoa, Chordata, Actinopteri, Centrarchiformes, Sinipercidae. Gene Ontology annotation, molecular function: protein binding; zinc ion binding; metallocarboxypeptidase activity. The record is from RefSeq and is a predicted model, not a curated record. Gene Ontology annotation, biological process: proteolysis.